GCGACGCCAGGCACCCAGAGCCCCUCCCGCAUCGCCCUUCUGCCGCUCCAUCAGGACGCCCGCCAUGUCUUCGCUGGACCCGCCCACGUAUCUCACCUCGAUCCAGAACAACAUCCGCGCCCGCCCCAUUUCGUGGGAGGGCGCAGUGCGGGCCAAGACCAUCACGGAUGCCGACCUCAAGAAGAUCAAGUCCAUCGACAAGGUGCGCAAGGAGCAGCGCAAGCAGACGAUUGAGGCGGACCUCGAUGGCUUUGUGGCCCUGCUGCUGGGCGGAAAUGGAUCACAGAGCAUCUUCGAGGCGGCGGCCAAGCGCCAGGAUAUCAUCCACUACAUGCUGGUGCUGCUGGGCGACAUGAUUGAUGAUAUACCCGCACUCACAUCUGCCCUGGUCCAGCACCCGGCGCCCUACACGCCAUUCCUGCCGCUGCUCAAGGCUUCAUCCAACAACGAAGACCCCGUCCCGCUUCUCACAUCCUCGGUGCUGUCUGGCCUUUUGUCACACGCCGUCACCCAAAACUCCAAGAGCAGCCCCCAGCUCGACGAAGCUCUGGCGCAGCUCUUCACCUACCUCUCCACCCUGGCAAAGGCCUCCGACGCUGGCCUGCAAGACAUUGCCGUGCGCGAGUACUCUGCCGUAUUGCGCAGCAAGCGCUCGAGGCACAUUUUCUGGAAGCACAGGAAAGAGACGCUGAAUCCUCUCUUUGACAUUCUGCGAGCCGCAGCUGGAUCUGCCAAGGACACGGACUCGACCCUCUACAGCGGUGGUGCCAGUAUCCGCAGCACAGCAGAUGGCGCCAUCUCGGGCGGUGUUGGGCUCCAACUUCUCUACCACGUCCUUCUUGUCAUUUGGCAGCUGAGCUUUGAGGGCGAGCUUGUCGGAGAGGGUCUGCAGGAUGAACAUGACAUUGUCAUACUCUACACGCAGAUUUUGAAGGUCUCUCCAAAAGAGAAGACCACGCGUCUCCUCCUCUCUACCCUUUUGAACCUCUUGACCACGAACCGCCAGACGCUGCUUCCUACCGCAGUUCUUGCUCGCUUGCCUACUCUCCUUACAAGCCUGAAGUCACGCCACUUGACCGACGAAGACGCGCUCGAGGACCUGCAGGCGCUAAACGAGCUGCUGGAGGAGUACACCAAGACGCAAACGACUUUUGACGAAUACGCUGCUGAGCUUCACUCUGGUCACCUUCGCUGGUCUCCACCCCAUCGUAACCCUACCUUUUGGCGAGACAAUGCACGCCGUAUUCUGGAAGAGAACAAGGGCGAGCUGCCUCGCAAGCUUGCUGAGAUUCUUUCCAAGAACUGGGAAAAUGAUAAGCAAGUCUUGGCGAUUGGAUGCAACGAUGUUGCAUCCUUGGUCAAGGAAGUACCAGAAAAGCGACAACAGCUUGAGAAGCUGGGCCUGAAGAGCAGAGUCAUGGAACUGAUGCAAGAGGCGGAUGAGAGCGUACGGUGGGAGAGCCUGAGGGCUGUUGGCGAGUGGCUUCGGUACAGCUUCGAGUCCAAGACCGAGCUGCCAGUCAGGUAACGAAUCUAAGCAGUAGAAAUGUUUUUCCUUUGGCAGCAAAAAGCGUGUGUCGGCGCUUUCCAAUGUACAUCUCUUGUCAGACGAGGGCUAUACGAGAAUGCUCAGGCAGUUUGCGCAUUGCCGUUUUGACGUCUCUUGCUCCCACGGUAUACCAGUAGCUAGCAUCUCACCAACAUUGUUCCAGU
This is a messenger RNA of Exserohilum turcica Et28A, 1713 nucleotides long. RefSeq lists its product as uncharacterized. Gene Ontology annotation, molecular function: proton-transporting ATPase activity, rotational mechanism. Gene Ontology annotation, biological process: proton transmembrane transport. Gene Ontology annotation, cellular component: vacuolar proton-transporting V-type ATPase, V1 domain; fungal-type vacuole membrane. NCBI's taxonomy places the organism in Eukaryota, Fungi, Ascomycota, Dothideomycetes, Pleosporales, Pleosporaceae. The transcript is spliced from 3 exons. The record is from RefSeq and is a predicted model, not a curated record. Bases 65 to 1528 code for a protein of 487 amino acids.